UGCGCUGCGUUCGGACUGACGACUGCGUGAAAUUGUAGUCGCAAAUCUCAGUCGACGAGCUUAGUGUCUUUUUGGUUGUGUACAAAAUUUAUUUAUUUUCGUUACGUUUAACAAGAAUUGUUAUUGUAUUAUUUCGAACUCUUUGGUUGUGUUGUGUUACUUGUGUUUAGUUUCGUGUGGCAUUGAGGAGGCUGGUACUUUAAUCUAAUGUAAUUAAUAUCAACAUCCAAGAUGCCUGUGUUUCAUACUAAGAUAAUCGAAAGUAUUUUAGAGCCGGUCGCUCAACAGGUAUCUCGACUGGUGAUCCUUCACGAAGAAGCCGAAGAUGGCAACGCUAUGCCAGACCUGGCGCGGCCAGUCCAGGCCGUGUCGCUUGCCGUCAAUAAUUUGGUUAAGGUGGGGCACGAGACAAUCGAGUCGUCAGAUGACACGAUCCUGCGAGCGGACAUGCCGGGCGCGCUGCGGCGGGUGGAGGGCGCGGCCACGCUGCUGCAGCAGGCUUCGGACAUGCUGAGAACUGAUCCAUACUCGGGGCCGGCUAGGAAAAAGCUGAUAGAAGGCUCUCGUGGUAUAUUGCAGGGGACAUCAGCGUUGCUGCUAUGCUUUGAUGAAUCCGAAGUGAGGAAGAUAGUCAGAGAGUGUAAAAAGGUACUGGAUUACCUCGGCGUGGCUGAAGUCAUCGACACAAUGGAGGACCUGGUGCAGUUCCUUAGGGACAUAUCUCCGGCCCUGUCUAAAGCUGCGAGAGAGGUUGCGGCCCGCGCUGCUGAGCUGACCCACCCGCCGCACGCGGAGACGCUCGCGCGUUGCCUCGAAAGCGUGAAAAAGCUGGCGCCCGUGCUCAUAUGCGCUAUGAAGAUAUACAUACAUAUAUUGUCUGAAGGCGGUAAGGGGAUAGAAGAUGCUGCAGAAAAUAGGAAUUAUUUGGCGCAGCGUAUGGCGGAUGAAAUACAUGAAAUCAUCAGGGUGCUACAAUUGACGUCAUACAUAGAGGACGGCGGGGAAAAGGACAACAUCGCAGUACUGAAAGCGCUGCAGACACAGAUACAUAGCAAGGCGGGAGCUGCACAUGAAUUCCUGAAUGAUCCGGGCGCGCUGCGCAACUCGGGCGGCGAGCGCGCGCUGCGCUGCGUGCUGACGGCCGGCCAGCGCGCCGCCGAGCACCUCGCGCCCGCGCGCGCCGACGCGCUGCGCGCCACCGUGCGAUCCGGUGGCAUUAACGCUGACGUGCUCUGUGACGAGCGCCAGUAUGGACGCGGGAGAGAGCCUAAGGCGCAGAAACUGUGCUCCGAGUUGGGGAGUCAGCUGGACGAAGUGGAGGGGAUCGUGAACGAGGGGGUGAGGGCCGCGGAGAAGCAGGGCGGCAAGACUAUGCAAGCUAGAUUGGAAGCGGCUCACAAGUGGUUGCUCCACCCGGCAGCCGAACCGGCCACCCGGCUCGAAGGACAGAAGGCCAUCAGUAGCAUAGUAGCACAAGGGCACACAAUCGCUGACAACCUGCAAGGCCGCGAGAAAGCGGAGAUAAUGCAGCUGUGCUCGGAGGUGCAACGCCUGUCCGACAAGUUGGCCGACCUGUGCCUCAGCGGCCGCGGCGACUCGGAGGAGGCUAGGGCUGUCACUAGGGAGUUAACGGACAAGCUGCACGAGCUGCAGCGCGGGCUGGAGCGCGCGGUCGUGAACCGCGUGGUCGAGGACUUCAUCGACGUGGCCGCGCCGCUGCGACACUUCACCGACGCGGUCAACGCGCCCGUCGGCUCGGCGGGGCGCGAGGCUCGCUUCGAGGAGCGGGCGCGCGCGCUGCAGGCGUUCAGCGCGCGCGCCGCCGCCGCCGCCGGCAUGGUGGCGGCCGGCGUGCGCCACAACAAGCGCCUCGCCGACCUGCUGCACCACAACGCUAAGGAGGUGGAAAAGCUAUCUCCUCAACUGAUCUGUGCUGGAAAAAUUCGAUUACACUACCCUGAUAGUAAGGUGGCUGAGGAGCAUUUCACGAACCUGAAGAACCAGUACGCGGACGCCGUGCUGCGCUGCCGGGACCUGUGCGACCAGGCCGUGGACCCGCUGGACUUCGUCAGGACCGCUGGUGAAUUAAUGCAGAAACACACGUACCUAUGCGAAGAUGCGAUCCGCACGAAUGACUCCCAGAAAAUGGUGGACAACACUUCUGCUAUUGCCAGGCUCGCCAACCGCGUGCUGCUGGUGGGCGGGGCGGAGCGCGAGAACACGGAGGACGGCGAGUGGGCGGGCGCGCUGGGCGCGGCGCAGCGCCGCCUGCAGGACGCCAUCGCGCCCGCCGUGCGCCAGGCCAAGCGCCUCGCGCUGGGCGACGCCGCCGCCGCGCCCGCCUGGCGACACGCCAACGGCGAGAUCCUCAAAGCGUCGUCCGGCGUGGAGGAGGUGCUGUCCCGGCAGUACGCGCCGCCGCCGCCGCCGCUGCUGCCGGCGCUGGCGGCGAUGUCGCUGGCGCCCCCGCGGCCGCCGCCCCCCGCGCCCCCGGCGCCGGGCGCCGCGCCCCCGCGCCCUCCGCCCCCCGACACGGACGACGAGGGCGAGGACAUAUUCGACCGCCAGCCGCACCCUAGCCAACCGAUCUUGGUGGCCGCCCACAACCUGCAUCGCGCAGUUCGCGAGUGGUCUUCGAAGGACAAUGAGAUCAUCGCAGCCGCCAAGAGGAUGGCCAUCCUCAUGGCGAGGCUUUCUGACCUCGUGCGAUCUGACUCUAAAGGUAGCAAACGUGAGUUGAUAGCCACGGCCAAGGCGAUCGCGGAAGCCUCGGAGGAGGUGACGCGCCUCGCCAAGAAGCUGGCCCUGGAGUGCACCGACAAGAGGAUCCGAACUAACUUGCUGCAAGUGUGCGAGAGGAUCCCGACGAUUGGCACGCAGCUGAAGAUCCUGUCCACGGUUAAAGCAACCAUGUUGGGAGCGCAAGGAAGCGAAGAGGACCAGGAGGCGACUGAAAUGUUGGUGGGCAACGCGCAAAACCUGAUGCAGAGCGUGAAAGAAACUGUGAAAGCCGCCGAAGGAGCGUCGAUCAAAAUAAGGACGGAGCAAGGCGCCUACCGGCUGCGGUGGGUGAGGCGCUCGCCUUGGUAUCAGAUUUAAUCGAAAAAUGUACAUUUUUUGUACCUUUUAUGGUACUUAAAUAAGAAAAAACAACAUGGCUAUAGCAAUUGGAUGAAAAAUCAACAAAUUUUUUGUCCACAUUCAAAAUAGAUAGAAAUAAAGAAAACAGCGAAAGGGGCAUUCAAAGUUAUUAGAAAAAGCAAUAAAAAUAUAAAAUAAUACAUGCUAGCUUAAUAUUAAGAAAUUUAUAAUAAUAUACAGAUCAUGUAAUACAUUAUUUUGAUAAAUAAAUUCUCAAAAAAUCUUCCCAUUAUAUAUAUCUUAUAGGUUAUACACGGUUGCUAUAUAACUUCUGAUUCUUUUUAUUACAAAUAUAAUAUAUAUACAAGCAAUAAUAGCUCAUAAGAAUGAGUAUAGAAAGGCUAAAUUUGCGUCAAAGCGCAAAUAAAUAAGAAAAGAUCUUUGUGUUAUGGCUUGGUGGUGUUAAAAAAAUAUAAUAUACAGUCUGAUUAUAUUUACGUAUAGUAUGUAAUAAAUGUAU
This is a messenger RNA of Zerene cesonia (dogface butterfly), 3601 nucleotides long. It is a transcript of the gene Vinc, whose product is annotated as vinculin. NCBI's taxonomy places the organism in Eukaryota, Metazoa, Arthropoda, Insecta, Lepidoptera, Pieridae. The transcript is spliced from 25 exons. Gene Ontology annotation, molecular function: actin filament binding. The record is from RefSeq and is a predicted model, not a curated record. Bases 232 to 3099 code for a protein of 955 amino acids. Gene Ontology annotation, biological process: cell adhesion.